AUGCCUAUCUCCAACGGCGACGCCAGUGGACUCCUCCACACAAAGGGGGAGAUCCAGGACUACACCAAGGCUGUGGAAAUUCUUGAGAAAGAAUAUCCCAAAGACGGCUUGGAUGUGGAGACCCUGCUUGAUUCCGACAAGCACGGUGCUCUGACUUAUAAUGAUUUCCUCAUCUUGCCCGGCUACAUCGGUUUCCCUGCUUCCGAUGUCACUCUUGAUACCCCAGUGACCAAGCGCAUUUCAUUGAAGGCGCCUCUUCUGUCCUCCGCCAUGGACACUGUCACUGAACACAACAUGGCUAUCCACAUGGCCCUCCUCGGAGGUCUAGGUGUUAUCCAUCAUAACUGCUCGGCUGAGGACCAGGCCGAGAUGGUCAGGAAAGUCAAGCGCUACGAGAAUGGCUUCAUUCUCGACCCCGUCGUGAUUUCUCCUCAGACCACCGUCGCCGAGGCCAAGGAACUCAAGGCCACUUGGGGAUUUGGUGGCUUCCCUGUGACUGAAAACGGUACUCUUCGAUCAAAAAUCAUUGGCAUUGUCACCAGCCGUGACAUCCAAUUCCAUGACUCCGAUGCAGACCCUGUCACCAAAGUUAUGUCCACUGAUCUCGUGACCGCCCCCGCUGGCACCACCUUGGCUGAAGCCAACGAAGUGUUGCGUAACUCAAAGAAGGGCAAGCUUCCCAUCGUUGACAAGGAAGGCAACCUUGUCUCGUUGCUUUCUCGCUCAGAUUUGCAAAAGAACCUUCACUACCCCCUUGCGUCCAAGCUUCCUCACUCUAAACAGCUCAUUUGUGCUGCUGCUAUCGGUACCCGUGAUGCCGACAAGGAGCGAUUGAAGCUCCUUGUUGAAGCUGGUCUUGACAUUGCCAACGUCGACAGCAGCCAAGGAAAUAGCUUGUACCAGAUUGAAAUGAUUAAGUAUAUCAAGAAGACAUACCCUCAACUUGAUGUCCUUGCCGGUAACGUGGUUACACGAGAGCAAGCCGCGGCUUUGAUUGCCGCCGGUGCCGAUGGCCUGAGAAUUGGCAUGGGCAGCGGUAGUGCAUGCAUCACCCAAGAGGUUAUGGCUGUCGGCCGUCCGCAAGCCGUGGCUGUCCACAGCGUUGCCUCAUUCGCCGCCCGCUUUGGUGUUCCCUGCGUUGCCGACGGUGGUAUCCAGAAUGUUGGCCACAUUGUCAAGGGUCUUGCCAUGGGUGCUUCUGCCGUGAUGAUGGGCGGUCUACUUGCUGGUACUACCGAGUCUCCUGGAGAAUACUUUGUCAGCAGUGAGGGUCAGGUCGUCAAGGCCUACCGCGGUAUGGGUAGCAUUGACGCUAUGGAAGACACCAAAGCCGGAAAGGGUGGCAAGGAUAGCAAAGCCAGCAACGCUGGUACUGCUAGAUACUUCUCGGAGAAAGACCGAGUCCUUGUUGCUCAGGGUGUGUCCGGAUCUGUCCUGGACCGUGGUUCCGUGACCAAGUUCAUCCCAUACCUUAUUGCUGGUAUUCAGCACUCGCUGCAGGACAUUGGAGUGAAGAGCAUCCAGGAACUUCACGAGGGCGUGAAUAAUAAGACUGUUCGCUUCGAGGUACGCAGUGGCAGUGCUCAGGCCGAGGGUAACGUCCACGGUCUACACAGCUAUGACAAGAAGCUCUACUCUUAA
Messenger RNA from Talaromyces atroroseus, 1641 nucleotides. Its product is annotated as Inosine-5'-monophosphate dehydrogenase. The transcript has 3 exons. The record is from RefSeq and is a predicted model, not a curated record. Lineage: Eukaryota; Fungi; Ascomycota; Eurotiomycetes; Eurotiales; Trichocomaceae. Gene Ontology annotation, molecular function: IMP dehydrogenase activity. The coding region runs from base 1 to 1641 and encodes 546 amino acids. Gene Ontology annotation, biological process: GTP biosynthetic process. Gene Ontology annotation, cellular component: cytoplasm.